Molecule: messenger RNA, 1893 nt
Organism: Salvelinus namaycush (lake trout)
Lineage: Eukaryota; Metazoa; Chordata; Actinopteri; Salmoniformes; Salmonidae
Gene: tekt1
Product: tektin 1
Exons: 8
Coding region: 451-1665 (404 amino acids)
Biological process (GO): cilium movement involved in cell motility; cilium assembly
Cellular component (GO): nucleus; microtubule cytoskeleton
Source: RefSeq, a predicted model, not a curated record
AUGGCCCUCUCUGUCCCCAGAGCGACGCUUCUCCUUCUGGACACUCUGCCGGAUACUCAGCCUCUCCGCCUGGAACUGCUGCCUCACCUCUCCGACCUCUCUCUGCUUCUCGUCAUACCUACACUGCAGCUCAGACAGUUGUCUCUGGGCUGUAUUGACCUGCUCUCUCUGAGUUUCCAGCUCCCUCUUGCUCUUCAGUAACAAUUUCUCAUAGUGCUUCUGUAUCUGCACUGACCUCUCCUCUGAAUGGGUGUCUUUAUGCUGCUGUGCGAGGGCCUGCUUGGCCUGGUUCAGCUGCUGUUCCAGCCCAAACACCCGGGCCAACACCACCUUCACGUACGCCUCUCUCUGCUGGUCGUAGGCCAACCACUGCUGGUUCUUUUCCAGGGCAUCUCUGAGGUGUUCGUGGCUCUUCGCAGUACUGGUGACUGAAAUAAUUGCAGUGGAGAAAUGUCUAGGUUGAUGGACCCUCCGCCCAAGUUCCUGCCACCAGAAUGGAGGCUUGCAAACCAAAUACAUUAUGGGAAUGCGGAGGCUGAGCGUUCGCGCUCUGAGCGACUCACGGCUGAGAGUAAGAGGCUGAUAGAGGAGAGUGGCAUGGCAGCCAAACGCAUGCAACAGGAUGCCAACAAGAGACUGGAUCAGAGAAUCCAUGACAUCAAGUUCUGGAGGACAGAGCUGGACCAGAAGUUGGAGGAGAUUGUCCAGGAGAUUGAGGUGCUGAUAUCCUUUAAAAGCCGCGUGGAGAGAGCCUUGGAGAGCUGUGCCGAGCCCCUCAGAGUCGCCCUGCAGUGCCUGACUGAACGGCAGAGGCGUGUUUCCAUUGACCUGGUACAUGACGACGUGGAGCGGGAACUGAUGAAGGAGAGGGAGGUGAUCGAGGGAGUGGCAUCACUGCUGAACCGCACCCUGGAGCAGACCAUUGAACAGAUCAGACUGAACCGCUCUGCAAAGUACUACCUAGAGAAGGACCUACGGGACAAGUUCCAAGCAGAGCAGAUUGAUGGUUUCUGCUCCAUCCUCACAAGCGCCUCCCCGAAUAUUGACAACGUGACUAGUCAGACAUCACUCGCAGUACCAGGUGCCACUGUGACACCAGAGGAGUGGGAGACCUUCUCCAACAUCAACAUCCUCAAAGCAGAGCGUGAGAAGAACAACUCCCUGUCGCUGAGGGCUCUGGUGGACAGCCUCCUGGAGCAGACAGCUGCUGACAUGCGCAGGCAGCACAACGCUACGGGCACUGCCCUCCGGCUGCAGGUCCAGGAGACCAAGACAGCCAAAGGACAACUAGAGGACCACUUGGUAAAGGUUCUGUCAGAGGUGGCCAGCCAGGAGUGCAACCUGGAGGCCCUGCGCGUGGCCAUCGAAGACAAAGCAGGUCCCCUGAAGGUGGCCCAGACGCGGCUGUCCGCCCGCAGCCAGAGACCCAGCAUCGAGCUCUGCCAUGACCCGGCCCAGGUCCGCCUGCUCUCCGAGGUCCAGGAGCUCACUGCACACAUCAAGAGACUGCGAGAGGCCCAGGCCCAGUCGGAGAUGGAGCUGCUGGCCCUGACCCGCUCCCAGCUGAUCCUGGAAGAGGAGAUCCAGGUCAAGUCCCACUCCCUCUACAUCGACGAGGUCAUCUGCACCCAGCUCCGCCAGCCCAUCUCCAUCCACAGCUUCUGAAUACCACUCCCACCAUGACAAGCCUGGUCCCUGAUCUGUUUGUGCUGUCUUGCAUCAACAGAUCUGGGACAAGCCUAGACCAUGGCCACAGUGGGGCUCUUUAGCUUAUGCUGACAUACCCAGGCUAGCAUUUUACAUUUUACUGAUAAAUAAAAUAUGAGGUAUACAUUGUGAUGGAAAGUUGGAGUGCUUGUAUUGUUUGCAGCAAUUUUAAUACAAUAUUUGGGU